UGGAUGGCACGUGCCACGUGCAAUUGAGUUAAGUUUCGUUUCAGUGACAGAAACGAACGCAUGUUGCAUGAAUCGAAAGUGAAAGUAAAAAUAUGAGUCUCUGUUUACGUCUUUAUGAGAGUCCGAAUAAAACUGGAUGUGUGUCUUGAAGACCGCUUCAGGUUUAGGGCAACGUUUAAUUGUUCAUACGUUUCCGGCAGUUUUGAACCUGUCUCAUUGACCCUAACAAACGGUUUUCCGUAGAUGCAGCACAACAGAGAAGCUUUUGAACCGGCUGCAUGUUUGUGGAUUGGGGCAUCCUGGACUAAAAUGGCCCGGAGAUCCCUUUUAUCACGCUCCUUUUCACUGAACCAUUACAGGGCUUAUGAUGUUAGAGGCCUUUUCAACUACAAUCUGUCGUGUUGUGUUAAUGCUUUGCUUCAGUCUUUUUCUGCCACAACUGAACUUCUGGACAUACUACAAAAAUGGCAUCCACCAGCUACGAUUGGGCGAAAUAACAUCCCCCUGCAGUUGAAGAAUGCCCUGUGUGCCAUGAGAGACACUUCAAAUCCUGCAUCACACAAAAACCUCUUGGACUGCCUCUACAGUCACAACAUACACCGGUUCACUCAACAGGAUGCAGAUGAAAUCUUCCACAUUAUACUCAAUCUCAGCCAAAAGCAGAUGCUUGAUCAAGACUUGGCUCAGGAAAUCCGCAGUCUCUAUGACAUAAGAAUGGAGACCCAGUUGAUGUGUUCAGAGUGCAAAUAUGUUCAACGAGUGCCUAGCUCUUAUUUCAGCCUUCCCUUAGCGAUUUUUGAGGGUGUAAACACUCUGGAGCGCUGCAUCCAGUCUUUUUUCCAGCGGCAAAACCUGCUGGACGGUGAUAUGUGUUACUGUGACAGUUGUGGGCAGAAGCAACCAUCCACACAUGAGUUGAAGCUUGUCUCACUGCCUCGGAUUCUGUGUGUCCACCUAAAAAGAUUCAGAAAUGUCGGUGGUUUAACCUGGAAACUCUUCAGCAGAGUCACCUUCCCUGAAACACUUAAUAUGGGCAUUUUUGCUGCUGAAGGACAAUCAGAAAAUGUGGUAUCUGGUUCUCCCCAGGCUGAUGAGCAUUAUAGACUCUAUGCAGUUAUAGUGCAUAUAGGAUAUGCCAUGUCUGGCCACUAUAUUGCUUACAUCCGUUCCACUCAGGACCAGACAUGGUACUAUGCUGAUGACCGCACUGUUCAACCAGUUUCCUGGUCGAUUGUGCAAAGCUCAUACGAAGGGACAGAGACAGCCUACUUGCUUCUGUACCGGAAGAUGAGCAGGAAUGCAUCUGGAGAACAAUGAGGAACACUACAGCCCUUUCGGGCUUACUAAUGACAGAGCGUUAUGGUUGAAUGCACUAUAAUAGGACCAAAGUCUUUAUAUUUCAUAUAUAUUAUUUUUAAUAUAUAUUAUCUGUCUUAAAAUGAAAAGAACAUUUUAAGAAUGUAAAUCAGUAUUUAUAUAUUUUCAUGUUAAUUUGGGUUCA
Messenger RNA from Xyrauchen texanus (razorback sucker), 1501 nucleotides. RefSeq names its product ubiquitin specific peptidase 18 (gene usp18). The transcript is spliced from 10 exons. The record is from RefSeq and is a predicted model, not a curated record. Bases 244 to 1317 code for a protein of 357 amino acids. Gene Ontology annotation, biological process: protein deubiquitination. Lineage: Eukaryota; Metazoa; Chordata; Actinopteri; Cypriniformes; Catostomidae. Gene Ontology annotation, molecular function: cysteine-type endopeptidase activity; cysteine-type deubiquitinase activity. Gene Ontology annotation, cellular component: cytosol; nucleus.